UUGACGUUGGGAUCGGAUACGGUUGUCUUGUCUGUCGAGUGUUCUGAGAUUUGUUGACAUUGUAAAUCCAAGUAAAGUAAUGUUUAUGGUAUUUUUGACAGUGAGCCAAGCACCAUGAUGGUGUUGUAGUUUAGUCGAGGUCGAAGUUGUGGGUCGUUUCAAUUAGGGGAUGCAAACUAUUUCAGUGAACUUGUCAAGUGUUUGAUAUAGGACCGCCCCAUAUUAUGAUCAUGCCUUGUCUUUGAAAAUAUUUGCUCGUUGUCAAAAACGUCUUAAAUUUGUAUACACUUACAAUUAUUAUUUUUGUACGCCAGAGUAAAGGGGUGAAUAUCAUGGAAUGAUGUAGGGUGUAAUGCACGGAGAACACAUGAUUCUAAGCCGGCAGAUUUCAAUCAACAGUUUUAUCGACACAUGGUGCGGGUAACCAGGCCAUGGCGCUGAGCCUUGCUGCGCUGCGCCGACGACACAUCCUCUUCGUUCUCAUCCUAGUCUUCAUUCCGUGCAGCAUCUUCGUGCUGUUUUCUCAGCCAGAUAUGACUCAGGAACAAGCUGUGGUGCAGAGGAUAGCAGAGUUACAGUUGAAGUUGCAGCAUCUGGAAGCCAUGUACAGAGAGAGGGAAGAAGAUGUGCACGUGCUGACACAGCAACUAGGUCAGCUGCUGAUGGAGACGGUACCUCCUGGUGGUAACCUCAGCACUUCACUGCCUCUGCAGCUUAGUCCUGAGGCUCGUACAUUGCUGAGGAACAUGACAGGACUGAGGCCGGGUGGAGGAGAUGCUGCACAAGUGCUGAGACUACCCUCUGCGUACCACUUCCUGCCACAUCUACUGCUGAGUCCAUCCAGUCUACGGCCUGCUAUCAGCAUAUCCAGGGGACGGUCUGGAGUGUCUGUCGUGCUGGGGAUCCCCACAGUCAAGAGAGAAGUCCAAAGCUACUUGUUGGCAACCUUGCAGAACAUCCUGGACAGUAUGACACAGGAAGAGGAAGAGGACGUCGUCAUUGUGGUCUUCAUAGCUGAGACUGAUGAAGAAUAUGUAAAUCAAGUUGCAAAUGAAGUUAGAGACCACUUUGUAGAGGAGGUGGAGACUGGGCUGAUAGAGAUCAUCGCUCCUACAGCAUCUUAUUACCCUGACUGGAACAGCCUGAGGGUUACUCUUGGGGACUCCAAGGAGAGGGUGAAGUGGAGAUCCAAGCAGAACCUUGACUUUGCCUUCCUGAUGAUGUAUGCCCAGCCCAAGGGUAUGUUCUACAUACAACUGGAGGAUGAUAUUUUGGUCAAGCCACAGUUUGUUACUACAAUGAAGACUAUUGCUCUGGAGCGAAUAGCCAACAAGCAACAUUGGUUCGUCUUAGACUUCUGCCAGCUGGGUUUCAUAGGUAAAAUGUUUCGCUGUGUUGAACUGCCUUGGCUAAUCCAGUUCUUCUUCAUGUUCUACAAUGACAAACCAGUGGAUUGGCUGCUAGACCAUGUCAUCCACACAAAGGCUUGCAACUUAGAAAAAGACAAUAAACAAUGCAAGAAAGACAAAGAAGAACUUUGGAUUCACUAUAAACCCUCGUUGUUUCAACAUAUUGGUACUUACUCCUCUCUGAAGGGGAAGGUACAAAAGCUCAAGGAUAAGCAGUUUGGUAAGGUGAAUCUGUUCACUCCACACAGCAACCCCGAUGCGGAGGUGGCUACAGAGAUCAAGGCAUACAAGCAGUACACUCUCAAGCGAGCGUAUGAGGGUGAGACGUUCUUCUGGGGCCUUCUACCACAGCCGGGCGACCACCUGGUCUUCUCUUUUAAGGCGCCGCUUUAUAUUAAAAAAUAUGUGUUCCGCAGCGGAAACGCUGAACAUCCGUCUGACAAACUUUACAACACCACAGUAGAAGUGUCCCCGGUGAGGAUGCCGGCAAACUACGACACUUACAACACUACUUCGGAUGGUUACGUCAUCAUAGGCAAGUUUGACAAUUUGGGGGUUGCAGAGGGUAUAGUUCCUAGGAUUCUUGGGCCCAUCAAACACCUGAGAUUAACUGUUCAUAGCGAAACAGAAAACUGGGCCAUUCUCAGUGAGAUAUCCAUCACCCCAGAUCUUGGCAGAUGACACCACAUGACUGGCUACAGACGCCCUCACUCCUGAUGUGCCAUCUUGACAACAACCAUCUCAACGGCUUUUCAACUUAAUAACUAAGGGUCUGCGGGUCCCUGAUAUUUUUGGGUAGGGCCAAAAGUUAGCCCAAGAAGUUGGUUGGGGCGGGUCAAGCUUUGGUCGAGUUAAGCACUUCUUUUUGUGAAAGCAUCUUCGAAGAUGCGCGAUAGAAAAUUUACAAUUUCUCUGUGAUUUUGGAAGAUGUUCACAAUUUCUCAUUGAUUGUAGAAGAUGAUGUUCAUGAUGUGGUUUGACCCCAUAAGAUUGUCACAACUUUGUCAGGUACAGAGAAAAUAUUGACGAUUGAUGAUAUAGGGAAUAACAAGUUCAAUAUUUUAUAAGCCAAAUGAAGCACUACAAAUAAUUAACUAAUGUUUAAAAAAAAUUAAAAAAGAGCUAUACUAAAACCAAAGUUUUUCUUUGGCUAAAAAUGAAAGCUAGUAAAAUAGUUAAAUUCAACUCACUCUCAUUAUUUUUUUUUAUAUUUUAUUGUGAAUUUUCUAUACUGGGAAUAAGCUAUUUGUUCUUCACAAUUGAUCCCCUUAACCCGAGAGCCAAAAUUGUCAAACCGACCCGACCCAAAGUAAAAAGUCCUGGCCCGCAGACCCCUAUUGAAAAUGUGAUUAAUAUAAUAAUUUAAGAAUCGUAACUGAAAUUUUAUAUUUUUACUACGCUGCUAAGCAGCAAUGUCAGACGGA
Messenger RNA from Macrosteles quadrilineatus (aster leafhopper), 2833 nucleotides. Its product is annotated as alpha-1,3-mannosyl-glycoprotein 4-beta-N-acetylglucosaminyltransferase B-like. The record is from RefSeq and is a predicted model, not a curated record. Lineage: Eukaryota; Metazoa; Arthropoda; Insecta; Hemiptera; Cicadellidae. Bases 432 to 2090 code for a protein of 552 amino acids. Gene Ontology annotation, cellular component: endoplasmic reticulum-Golgi intermediate compartment; Golgi stack; endoplasmic reticulum. Gene Ontology annotation, biological process: protein N-linked glycosylation. The transcript is spliced from 14 exons. Gene Ontology annotation, molecular function: acetylglucosaminyltransferase activity.